AAUCUCAACCCUCACUCCAUCGAUCAGUCUCUCGCAAUCAAGACGCGCCCAAUCAUGCAACAAGCGAUCUCAUACGAGCCAUCGCCCUUCCCGGUCCCCGCCGGCGCCGGCUCUCGGAACCGCCGCCGCUCGGCGCUCCCCCUGAACCGUAGUAGCGCCGCGGCCGGCGGGGGACAGCAGCGGGAGGGGAAGGAGGAGGGGGAAGGGGAGCUGGCGAGCGUCCGCGAGAGGACGCGCCGCGCGGUGACGGAGAGCGCGGUGGUGGUGUUCGGGAAGCGGGGCUGCUGCAUGAGCCACGUGGUGAACCGGCUGCUGCAGGGACACGGGGCGAACCCGGCGGUCCGCGAGUUCGGGGACGAGGACGAGGCCGCGGUGGUGGGCGAGCUGGAGAGGAUCUCCGGCGGCGGAAGAGGUGGGGUUCAGUUCCCGGCGGUGUUCGUGGGGGGGAAGCUGUUCGGAGGGCUGGACCGGGUGAUGACGACCCACAUCACGGGGGAGUUGGUGCCGGCUCUGAAGGAAGCUGGAGCACUGUGGCUUUGAUGGUUCCCCGAUGAAAGAUUCAAUGGCUUCAUUUUUUUUUUCUUUUUCUUUUUCUUUUUCUUUCAGAUUUUGGUUUUCAUAGAAGGGAAAAUUUUGUAUUCCUCCAGUUCUCAUGGGGGAGCUGCAUAGAAGGAAAGGGAAGGCGAUUCAGGAUUUAUUUUCUUCUUCUUCUUCUUCUUUUAUAAAAAUUUGGAACAAUUGUGGGAAGCAAAUCAGUCCAGGACAAUUUAGUUUC
Molecule: messenger RNA, 775 nt
Organism: Rhodamnia argentea
Lineage: Eukaryota; Viridiplantae; Streptophyta; Magnoliopsida; Myrtales; Myrtaceae
Product: glutaredoxin-C9-like
Exons: 2
Coding region: 55-540 (161 amino acids)
Source: RefSeq, a predicted model, not a curated record